AGGAGAAUAGGGAGGAGGACUAUCCAAGCUGAGGCCGAGAAAAAGAAAGAGAAGGCGGCCUGUGCCUGCAGCAGCCUUGGAUCGCGUUAGCUUCCUCGCUCUGCUGCAGCGGCUCUGGGCCGCGGGCUCGAGCCUAGGCGCGCACACACGCCCUCUCUCCGCGGGGCCCCGCGUCGUGCACGCGCGCUCUCUCCUGCACCGCGGCCUCGGGCAGGGCAGGCUUUGACGUGGCACUCACAGCUCCGGCAAGCGAGCCGGCGGGCGGGCUAGUGGGCGGGGGUGUGCGCGGAGGAGCGCGCGGCGGCUGCAGCGGGCCAGGAGCACAGCGGAGCCGAGCGGCCGCAUCCAGCCAGCCUUAGAAGAAAUCUAUAAUCUGGAAUGAGAUAACUUUCAUCAUGAGCCAACAAGGUUAUGUUGCUACCCCUCCAUACUCUCAACCACAGCCUGGAAUAGGGGCACUUUCCCCACCUCUUCGUGGACACUAUGGUGACCCAUCACACUCAGCUCCUCCAUCAGGUAUAAUGAAGCCAGCUGGGCCUUUGGGACCAACUGCACCUAUUGGGGUAUUACCUCCUGGACCCCCCAAUCCUGGGGCCCAUCAAUUUGGCCAGAAUGGUCCUAAUAUCUCAGGGUAUACCCAACAGAGGUUUCCAGGCCUUCCACCUGUCAACAAUGCUGUCCCUCCCUACCCACCAGCAUCCUACCCAAGUCCUGUGUCCACAUCUGCCACUACCCAAUUGGGUCAUCAACUUGGUGCCAUGCAAAUUCACAAUUACGGUCCUGGCAUGGCUUCGGGCUCCCCGGGCAUCCCAGCCCCACCUUCAGCAGCAUCUUUCCAAGGUCCUCCACAACUGUCCCAGCCGUCCAUUCUACAGCCAGGCCCCCGGAUACCCCCACCUCCACCAAGCACACACAAUGGUCUCAGCACUGCUCCCUCAUUGCCACCAGCAAGCAGGCAGGAUGGACUCCCUGGAUCCGGCCCUCCCACUGCCAAUUUUCCAUCUCUGCCUCUUCCAGGACAACCUCCAGGCCCUGGAUAUCCUCCUCAGCAAGGGACUAAUUAUGGCCCUCCCCAGAUGCCUGGAGCUCAGCUGACUUCCCCGGUGGGAUUUCCUGGUGGCCCUGCACAGUUGGCUGGGCCAACACAGCCUCCAAAGAAGCUUGAUCCAGACUCUAUCCCAAGCCCAAUUCAAGUGAUUGAGAAUGACAGAUCCACCAGAAGUGCUCAAGUCUAUGCUACCAACAUAAGAGGCCAGGUUCCUCCUCUAGUAACCACAGACUGUAUGAUCCAAGAUCAAGGGAAUGCCAGUCCUCGUUAUAUCCGGUGUACAACAUACUGUUUCCCAUCUACUUCAGAUAUGGCCAAGCAAUCUCAACUACCAUUAGCUGCCAUCAUCAAACCAUUUGCCAUUGUUCCUCCAAAUGAGAUGCCUCUAUAUCUCGUAAAUCAUGGUGAAUCUGGACCAGUCAGAUGCAACAGGUGCAAGGCCUAUAUGUGCCCAUUUAUGCAGUUUAUCGAAGGAGGAAGGAAGUACCAAUGCGGAUUUUGCAACUGUGUGAAUGAUGUUCCACCAUUCUAUUUCCAACAUCUGGACCACGUUGGCAGAAGGCUAGACCACUAUGAGAGGCCAGAACUCUCUCUGGGAUCUUAUGAAUUCGUUGCUACUUUGGAUUACUGCAGAAACAACAAGCCUCCCAGUCCACCAGCCUACAUCUUUAUGAUUGAUGUUUCCUAUAGUAAUGUGAAGAAUGGCCUAGUCAGGCUCAUCUGCGAAGAAUUGAAGACUAUCCUGGAAAACCUUCCAAAGGAAGAGCAAGAAGAGACCUCUGCCAUUCGGGUAGGAUUUGUCACCUAUAACAAAGUCCUCCACUUUUUUAAUGUCAAGAGCAACUUGGCCCAGCCCCAGAUGAUGGUGGUGACGGAUGUGGCAGAGGUCUUUGUUCCUCUCUUGGAUGGCUUCCUGGUCAACUAUCAAGAAUCUAAAGCCGUCAUUCACAACUUGUUGGACCAGAUUCCAGAGAUUUUUGCUGAUUCUAAUGAGAAUGAGACCGUCUUUGCUCCUGUCGUCCAAGCCGGCAUGGAAGCCCUAAAGGCAGCAGACUGUCCAGGAAAGCUAUACAUCUUCCAUUCAUCAUUGCCGACUGCUGAGGCCCCGGGCAAACUGAAAAGCCGAGAUGACAGAAAACUGAUCAACACAGACAAAGAAAAGACACUUUUCCAGCCACAGACCAACAUCUACGAAACCCUGGCUAAGGAAUGUGUGGCAAGUGGCUGCUGUGUGAACCUUUUCCUCUUCCCCAAUCAGUAUGUGGACGUGGCCUCGAUGGGCCUGGUGACCCUGCAGACUGGAGGCACGCUGUAUAAAUACAACAAUUUCCAGAAGCAUUUGGACAGCCAGACAUUUUUGAAUGACCUCAGGAAUGAUGUCCAGAAAAUGACAGGCUUUGAUGCUAUCAUGAGGGUACGCACCAGCACAGGUUUUAGAGCCACUGAUUUCUUUGGUGCUAUUUACAUGAACAAUACUACCGAUGUGGAGAUGGCAGCUGUGGACUGUGACAAAGCCGUGACGGUGGAGUUUAAGCAUGAUGACAAACUGAACGAAGAUAACGGCGCACUCAUUCAGUGUGCUGUACUCUACACAACCAUCAGUGGUCAGAGAAGAUUGAGAAUCCACAACAUCAGCCUGAACUGCAGCUCCCAGUUGGCAGACCUCUACAAGAGCUGUGAGACAGAUGCCCUCAUCAACUUCUUUGCCAAAUCAGCAUUCACAGCGGUUCUCACGCAGCCUUUGAAGACAGUCCGGGACAUCCUGGUGCAUCAGACCGCUCACAUGUUGGCAUGUUACCGAAAGAACUGUGCCAGCCCCUCCGCUGUCAGCCAGCUCAUCCUGCCUGAUGCCAUGAAGGUAUUCCCCGUGUACAUGAACAGUCUGCUAAAAAAUUGUGUGCUACUGAGCAGACCAGAGAUCUCAAUGGAUGAACGAGCAUAUCAGAGGCAGCUGGUCAUGUCAAUGGACGUUGCAGACACUCAGCUCUUUUUCUACCCACAGCUUAUACCAAUACACACAAUGGAUGUCAAUAGUAAAACUCUCCCAGUUGCUAUUCGGUGCUCUGAAGAACGUCUCUCUGAAGGAGGCGUAUUCUUAUUGGCUAAUGGACUCAGGAUGUUCCUCUGGCUGGGAGUAAGCAGUCCACCAGAUCUGAUUCAAGGAAUAUUUAAUGUGCCCUCCUUUACACAUAUUAACACAGAAGUAACAUCACUGCCUGAGGUGGGGAAUCCAUACUCUCAGAAACUUAGAUUGACCAUGAGUAAUAUCCAGCAGAAAAAGCCAUAUUCAAUGAAGCUUACAAUUGUGAAGCAGCGAGAGCAGCCAGAGAUGGUUUUUCGACAGUUCCUAGUGGAAGACAAAGGUCUUUAUGGAGGAGCGUCUUAUGUGGAUUUCCUCUGCUGUGUCCACAAAGAGAUCUGCCAGCUGCUGAGCUAAAGGAAGCUGGCCUCUCCAUCCUUUGGUAUUACCCCAUUUCUAAGGGGAUGAUACUUUCUUGGUCACUUUCCUGAAGGAUGUUUUGCAUCACGCUUUCCCCAAGGCUUUCUUUCUGUACAGUUUCUGAUUUCUGAAUCUACAUUGCUCAUCUUCUCUAUCUAGUGGCCUACAGUGCCAUAUUCAGAUAUCCAGUUGAAAACAGACAAGACGGUCAGCCCUGAAAUACAGAGAAAGAGCCUACUUCUGAUGACAAAUUUUAACUCUUAGCUAAGACUAUGCAUUUCAUAUGAGGCAGAGUUUACAAGACUCAUUCUCAAUUCUUUUCUUUUCUAUUCCUAUAAAUUAUAAAGAUGUAUAGAUGUAUGGAGGGAGAGGAAAACCUAGUGCCUUUCCCACUGAUGAUAUAGGAAGAACCACCCUCAUUUUUAUAUGGUACUUAAUUUUGUAAAAGACUUAUUUUUCCAUUUCGAACUCAUUUUUCCAUUCAAUGGUGAACAAUUUUACACAAAAGCCUACUUAAACAAGGUUUAGACUCUGGUAGAGAUCUCUGCGCAUUCAGCAAUUUUUCAGAAUUGCAUAUUGUAAGUUGAACCUUUUUCCCUCCAUUCCUUAUUUUGUCCCCAAACUGUCAAUAAUCUUAAUGAUUCUUUGUACAAUUCUGAAAGUUUCUACCUGUAUAUAAAGGGAUCUUAAUUAAUAAGAGAUAGAUCACUUCAUAUGAAUCUCAUCAUUAAAUAUAGGCAGCAUUAAGCUCAAAGGUUAAAAAAAAAAUUUAAAAAAAGUCAAACUCUGGGCUUUAGAAACUAAAAAGAGCAGCAGUCUGACAUAGUGAAUAGAGUUGGUCUUUGACUUAGAAAAAUCUGGGUCCAAGUCCUGCUGCUGAAACAUAUUGACUGUGUGAUUCUUGGUGUGUCAAUUAAUCUUUCAGUAUACCCAAGCAAUUCUCAAAACUUUUAAAUAGUUAAGGUACAUACCAGCAUGGGUAGCUCCUAAGCAUUC
Molecule: messenger RNA, 4484 nt
Organism: Sarcophilus harrisii (Tasmanian devil)
Lineage: Eukaryota; Metazoa; Chordata; Mammalia; Dasyuromorphia; Dasyuridae
Gene: SEC24D
Product: SEC24 homolog D, COPII coat complex component
Exons: 23
Coding region: 396-3485 (1029 amino acids)
Biological process (GO): endoplasmic reticulum to Golgi vesicle-mediated transport; intracellular protein transport; COPII-coated vesicle cargo loading
Cellular component (GO): COPII vesicle coat; endoplasmic reticulum exit site
Molecular function (GO): SNARE binding; zinc ion binding
Source: RefSeq, a predicted model, not a curated record